AUGUCUGAAUCGUUGGUCAACGACAAAGGCUCUUCCGCAGCCGCUGCUGGGCUCGACUUAGUCGUAAUUGACCAAGCCUUGAUGUCUGCCUCGACUUCGAUUCGAAUUGCCAAGCUUCACCAAGUCGACGAAACCAUUCGACACAAAACAUCCGAUGCUUCAGCUAUUCCCGGCCUUUUGAGCCUGCUCUUCGCCACCCACCCAUUCUACCGAGACCGAGAAUCUAGACUCGCGGUUCAAAAAUGCUUGACCACUAUAAUAGCAGCUGAAGCCAGCCCAACGGCCCUUUCUUCCCUCGUUAAAACUAUGCGUCAAGAGAUACAGAAACCGGGAAUUGCCAUAUCUAAUGCCUUUGUUAUUGUUGAGUGGUGUAGUCUGUUUAUGCAGCACGUUUCAGCCGACACAUGGGUACAUCUGGGUGAUGAGAUCCUUCUCACCUGCGCGGAUGCAGUAGAGAAAUGUCUACAAUCAGGCUGCAAAAGUGGUAUGACUCGAUCAGCAACGGUUGUGACCAGGCGUGGUUUCCGCAGGCUGUUUUCUUCGGCUGAUACUCGAGAAAAGUUCGUGACCACCGCCGUUACGACUCUCACGACCAAAGCUGCUCAGCCAAUGGCCAAAAACGCCGUUAUUUUGGGCAUUAUUGCCGGGGUCUCGGCUCUUCAGGCGCCAUUAAAGCCAAUUCUGGAAAGAUUGAAACCGAAUUACUACGAGUUUUAUUCGCGGGAGAUUGUUGGAUCACGAACGUCCCUGCCAGCACAUGUGGCAUCGGGACUCAGCGAUUUCUUUGUUAACUUCGCCAGCCUCGAAGACGUCGAAAAAGAUCUGGUGCCUGCUAUCGAGAAAGGCUUGCUGCGUGCUCCGGAAGUCGUUUUGGGAGGAGUUCUGAAGCCGCUGGUCACGUCACUGCCUGACGAUUUCGAUCUGUCGAAAAUCCUGGAUGGCAAGCUCUUGAAGCCCCUUUUGUCCAAUGUCAAGUCCAGCAAUCCAUCUAUUCGAAGUGGAGCCAUAGCAGCCUUUCGUGCAAUUGUGGUAAAAUGCCAUGACCUUAAGACAUUAGAUCAUGUUGUCGACGAACUUGCUAAUCCUUUGGCGACUGGCAAGCUUCCUGCCGCGGAGCAGAAGAUCCUGCAUUCGGAAAUGCUGGAAGCCACUCCCCUGUCAUCACAGAGUACCACGAAGGUUCUGGUAUCACUUUCGACCAUCUCCACAAAAGAAGGGAACGAAGCUGCGCUUGCCGCAGAGACUUCAGCAUUAGCCCAUGCCGCAAUUCUAGCCCUUAAAGAAGGAACUGAUCUCCCCAAAUCGGCCACCGAAGCUUUUGUGAAAGGGCUUGCAGAUAAAAAGCCUGGUUCCAGGAGAAUAUGGUUGCUCCGUGUAGCAAACAUCUUGUAUACUCUCAGGGACACCAGCGCGACUGCCGGACUCACUACAUUUGUCGAUGGGGUCAUUUCCAAACUCAUUGUAAACUUCCAAGAAGUUACAGCUAACGCCGCCGGAUCAGCACUAUCUGGAUUGGUUGUCGGAGCUUACAUUCUGACUGCAUUAGACCCAGUAUUGUCUCGUCAGUUCCCCGACUCUUCAAUAAGUUCAGCCCUGGCCAAGGCGUCCAUCUCAACUCAGGCAUUAUCUUUGGCCUCAAAACAAUCCUUCUUAUUAAAUUACAGAGUCUACGGAAAACUUAAUACUGAAGAAGAUCUUCAGUGGUUAAGUAGAGCCCUGACGUCGGUGGCAAAGAACCUCGACAACGAGUCUGACAAGGCCCUUACCCUAGCUUGGGCAGAGGCGUUUAUCUACCUGAUUACGGCGUCCUCCAUUCCCCCAAAAGUACAACGAGAAGCUCUUAGAUCCCUCUCAAAAUUGUAUGCCGAGCGAGCUGAGGUGGUCUCUGAGUUUGUUAUUGACGGUUUGUGGGACAAUUUUGGCCUUGACGAAGCUAAAGAGAAGGAUUUGAAAAUCAACAAAUCAAACUUGAUUCAUGUUUUGCGGUCAAUAUGUAUGGACCCCAGUGAGCUCUCUGCACUUGGAGGCAAUGUAUCGCAGGAGCAAUUGGAGUCCCAGGCAUGUUCUAUUCUGGUUCUAGCGAGACCGGAACUUAUUGCUCGAUCCAGCUGGAUUGACAUUUGCCUUCGUAUGGGCCUUGAUCCUGGCACUCUCGCCAAGAAAUACACUGAUGAGCUCCUCGGGGAAAUCGGUCGACGAUCCACUAAUGAACAAAAGGUUGAUGUGAUUCAGCAAGCUGCUUACAACGCAGCCGCUGAAUUGGCAUUCGUCGCCCCUGAAGUCAUAACUCCACGACUAAUGGAACUCAUUAGCCGCGAUCUGGAUCCCAGACAACUCCAGGACAUUGGUCCUGUCGAGGCUGCCAUUUAUAGAACUCCGGAAGGGACCUGCUUUGUAGAUGUUCUAGCUAAGAAAGCGCAAAACGCUGCCCCUAACAAAAACACCAAGGACUAUGACAUACUGAAAUGGGAAGAAGAACUGAGAAGUCAGCUUGAGCAAAAGAAAGGCCAGCAACGGAAGUUGACUCCAGAAGAGACUGCAAAAGUGAAUGCUCAAUUGAAAAAGGAGUCGGGCAUCAGAAGCUCAAUUAAAGGGGUCGAAGCAAAGCUGUUGCGCGGCAUUGGAAUCAUCAAGUCACUCGCAACCGGUCCACCUACGGAUGCCACACUUUGGCUUUCUUUCUCUAUCGGUCUAAUUCUUGACAUCAUUGAUGCAGGAGCCGGCCUGAUUAUUGGCGACACUGCCCCAUUGGCCUAUGUUAUUUGUUCCGAGAAAGUCUCAUCAAGACUAGGGGCUCUUCGACAAUUUAUCGGUGUUGCCACACUACGACUUCGAGGUAUUACCUUGUCCGAAAACUACGAUGAGGAAAAAUUGGAAGACCUCGUUACCCGAGUUCUUUACCGUCUCCGAUUCGCAGGCGAACAGCGCCCGUUUGAUUCUGUUUCACUGAUGUAUAUUUUGCCUCUUGUGUUGGAUCUUCUGCGAAAGGGCGGUGUUGGAGAAGAUGUCGACGAUCGAGAUGCUCAGCUCGUUUUGGCUGUCGAGUUCCUCUCCUUCCACACUGAUGUUUUCUCCGAUGAUGCAAUCCCGCGCACCGAACUUCUAACUGUUCUCAUUCAAUCUAUGCUUCAGUAUGCUCAGCACUACAAGCUAAUCAAGGACUGUUUCGCCGACAUGUGCCGCUGUAUCGCACCGAACAUGAGUCAAGCAGAGAUGCAGGUCCUUGCUAAAGGUGCCAAUGUGGCCCAAUCGAGUGUCAGGACCAGCGUGUUGCAGUCAAUUAGCUCCGAGGUAGAUAUGAGUGACCUCGACUAUUCCGACGAGAUAUGGUUAGCGUGCCAUGAUGAUGAACAAGAAAACCAAGAGCUUGGAGCGGAGAUUUGGGAAGAAAGCGGAUUCACAGUUGACGACGCUGUUGCCAUGCGUAUGAUUCCAUACUUGGACACCAAAGACUCCCAGCUGCGCCGAGCUGCAGCUAGGUCGCUGGCCGAAGCCGCCCAGAGACAUAAGGAGACUUUGAGCGAAGUUAUUCCCAAGCUGCAGUCAUUAUAUAUCGAAUUUGCGAAGCCAAAGGUCCAGCUCCUGGAUGAGUUUGGAAUGCCGAAGAAGAUGGAUUUGUCCGAUCCUUGGGAGUCUAGGCAGGGCAUUGCGUCCGCAUUUAAAGAAGUUACGCCGGUUCUAAACAGACAACAAACCGAUGAACUCUUCGAUUUUCUUAUCGAAUCAGGGCCACUCGGAGACAAGAGCGAUAAUGUCAGAAGAGAGAUGCUAGAUGCUGCCAUUGCCGCAACUGAAGUUCACGGCAAGAGCAUGAUUGACGAGUUGAUGAAAAAGUUUGAACACACUUUGGAGCAGCCAGACAAGAACAGCACGGCAGCUGACCGUGUCAAUGAAGCGGUUAUCAUCAUGUACGGUGCUUUGGCAAGACAUUUAUCUCCUGGUGACUCGAAGAUUCCGAUUGUCAUUGAACGUCUCUUUGCCACCCUUAAAACCCCAUCGGAGACUGUGCAAUUCGCCAUUGCUGAGUGUCUGCCUCCAUUGGUCAGGGCCUGCUCAGAUAAAUCUUCGAAGUACUUUGAUCAGGUCCUGGGCGAGCUGCUGAAUUCCAAGAAGUAUGCGAACCAACGUGGUGCUGCAUAUGGUCUCGCUGGUCUCGUUCUCGGUAGAGGUAUUGGGUCGCUAAGGGAGUAUCGCAUCAUGUCUACUCUCAAGAGCGCUAUGGAGAACAAGAAGGAGGCACACCAGCGUGAGGCUUCUCUUCUGGCAUUCGAGCUCUUCUCAACAGUACUUGGCCGUCUCUUUGAACCAUACGUCAUUGAAAUCGUUCCACAACUCCUCAGCGGCUUCGGUGACAGUAAUGCUGAUGUCCGUGAUGCCUGUCUCGCUGCGGCCAAAGCUUGCUUCGGUCAGCUGAGCUCCUAUGGUGUCAAGAAAAUUAUGCCGACUCUUCUAGAUGGAUUGGAUGACCAACAAUGGCGUAGCAAGCGUGGAGCCUGCGAGCUGCUCGGCGCCAUGGCCUACCUCGACCCCAACCAGCUGGCAAAUAGCUUGCCAGAAAUUAUUCCACCCCUAACAGGUGUCUUGAAUGACAGUCACAAGGAAGUCCGGGCUGCUGCCAACCGAAGUUUGAAGCGAUUUGGAGAGGUCAUUAAUAAUCCUGAAGUCAAGAGUCUGGUUGAUGUUCUCCUCAAGGCUCUAAGUGAUCCCACCAAGUACACAGAUGAUGCCCUGGACUCUCUCAUCAAAGUUCAAUUUGUGCAUUAUCUUGAUGCACCUUCCCUGGCUCUCAUUACGCGCAUCCUUCAGCGUGGUUUGGAUGAUCGCUCUAAUACUAAGCGAAAGGCUGCUCAGGUCAUCGGCAGUCUGGCGCACUUGACGGAAAAGAAGGACAUCAUUACACAUCUUCCCGUCCUCGUUGCUGGUCUUAAGAUUGCCGCUGUGGAUCCUGUUCCUACAACCCGCGCCACCGCAUCCCGAGCUUUGGGAUCCCUCGUCGAGAAACUUGGCGAGGAUGCUAUGCCCGAUCUUAUCCCAGGCUUAAUGGAAACCCUUAAAUCUGACACUGGUGCCGGAGACCGUCUUGGAUCCGCUCAAGCUCUAAGUGAAGUUCUGGCCGGCUUGGGUACAACUAGGCUCGAAGAGACUCUUCCGACCAUUCUGCAAAAUGUCGAUUCGUCCAAGCCCGCCGUUCGAGAAGGUUUUAUGUCACUCUUCAUUUUCCUUCCUGUAUGCUUUGGCAAUAGCUUUUCAAAUUACCUUGGUCGUAUUGUUCCGCCUAUCUUGGCUGGACUCGCUGAUGACAUUGAAUCGAUUCGCGAAACUGCUCUUCGAGCCGGAAGACUUUUGGUCAAGAACUUUGCUGUCCGCGCUGUGGAUCUUUUGUUGCCCGAACUUGAGCGUGGCUUGGCAGAUGAUAGUUACAGAAUUCGCCUCAGCUCGGUUGAGCUGGUUGGUGACCUCUUGUUCAACCUUACCGGAAUCAAGGCAAGUCCUGAACCAGGAGAUGAAGACGACGAGGAAGCCGUCAAGGAGGCAGGCGCUUCCCUCAAAGAGGUUCUUGGGGAGGAGAAACGAAACAAGAUCUUGUCGGCACUUUAUGUUUGCCGCUGCGAUACUGCAGGCGCGGUGCGGUCAGCUGCUGUCGCCGUUUGGAAAGUUCUUGUACACAGUCCGAAAAUUCUCAAGGAAUUGGUGCCCACCCUCACACAACUGCUUAUCAGAAGACUCGGCAGCUCUAACAUGGAGCACAAAGUCAUCGCAAGCAACGCACUGGGAGAGCUCAUUCGCAAGGCUGGAGAUGGAGUUCUCUCGAGUCUUCUUCCUACAUUGGAAGAAGGUUUGCAAACGUCAACAGACUCAGACGCCAAGCAAGGUAUUUGCUUGGCCCUGCGAGAGCUCAUCUCUUCUGCCUCUCCUGAAGCCAUGGAGGAUCACGAAAAAACACUCAUUUCUGUGGUCCGCACGGCACUUACCGACUCUGACGAAGAGGUCAGAGAAGCCGCCGCAGAAGCAUUCGACUCACUUCAGCAAAUUCUGGGCAAGAGAGCCGUUGACCAAGUCCUGCCUUUCCUCCUUAACCUCCUUCGAUCCGAGAAUGAUGCUGAAAAUGCCCUGUCUGCUCUUUUGACGCUCCUGACAGAGACUACGCGCUCCAACAUUAUUCUGCCGAACCUUAUUCCCACACUUACCACUCCUCCAAUUUCAGCGUUCGAUGCCAAGGCGCUGGCAUCUCUGUCAAAGGUUGCUGGUGCCGCCAUGAACCGUCGGCUGCCUGGUAUUAUCAAUUCUCUUUUGGACAAUGAGAUCAGUUGCAAGGAAGAAGGCCUGCGUACCGACUUAGAAAACUCAUUUGAUACCGUUAUCCAAUCCAUCGACGAGUACGACGGCUUGAAUACUGUCAUGAACGUUCUUUUAGGUCUAAUCAAGCACGAGGACCACCGGCGAAGAGCAGCUACUGCACGCCACAUUGGCAGCUUUUUCUCCGCCGCCGCUGUCGACUAUUCACGAUACAACCAGGACAUUAUUCGGUCGUUGCUUAACGCAUUUGACGACAGCGAUCCGGAUGUAGUCAAAGCCUCCUGGGCAGCUCUAAGCGAAUUUACAAAGAAGCUUAAAAAGGAAGAAAUGGAAUCUCUUGUGGUGUCUACCAGACAAACUCUACUUCGAGUUGGUGUUGCUGGCGCCAAUCUUCGUGGCUUUGAGCUUCCUAAGGGCAUCAAUGCAAUUCUGCCUAUUUUCCUUCAGGGGUUGAUGAAUGGCACUGCUGAUCAGAGAGUCCAAGCUGCCCUUGGUAUCUCAGAUAUUGUCGACAGAACAAGCGAGGCUUCGCUGAAACCUUUCGUAACACAAAUCACUGGUCCUCUCAUCCGUGUUGUUUCUGAGCGGGCCACCGAUGUCAAAGCUUCAAUUCUGCUGACGCUGAACAACCUUCUGGAAAAGAUGCCCACAGCACUAAAGCCAUUCUUGCCGCAGUUGCAACGAACAUUUGCCAAAUCACUAGCUGACACGUCUAGCGACGUUCUCAGGAGUAGGGCAGCAAAGGCUCUUGGCACUUUGAUCAAGUAUACUCCCCGUAUCGAUCCAUUGAUCGCGGAACUGGUUACUGGAUCUAAAACAACUGAUCCAGGUGUCAAGACUGCCAUGCUCAAAGCGCUGUAUGAAGUCAUCAGCCGUGCCGGUGCGAACAUGGGUGAAGCUUCCAGGACAGCAGUCUUGUCUCUGAUCGACAUGGAUACUGAUGAACGGGACGAGACCAUGACUGUUACUAAUGCCAAACUGUUGGGUGCUCUUAUCAAGAACGUACCUGAGGAAGCUGCAACAUCCCUGCUCAAAAAUAGAGUGGUUACGUCUCAUUUCAGCAGCUCAUCGGUACUGGCUCUGAAUUCUGUACUCGUCGAGUCACCGGAUAUCCUGUUGCAGGGUGCACUAGCAGAUGAAUUGCCCGACUUGCUAUGCCAGGGCAUGGCUAACAAGAGCACAUUCGUAGCCGAUAACUUGAUUCUGGCCACCGGCAAGAUCCUCCUUUCAUCCCCUCCCAAGAGCUUUGAUAGCAUCAAGAAAAUCUUUGAGACUCUAGCCGAAGUCAUCCAGCCCGGGAAACCCACUGACUCCAGACGACUAGCCCUUGUGGUCGUGCGUACCCUCAGCAGAACGAACAUGGAUCUUGUUAGACCUCACGUUUCCCUACUGGCAGCGCCUAUUUUUGCCAGUGUGAGAGAUCCCGUGAUCCCUGUGAAACUGGCCGCUGAGGCGGCUUUCGUGGAGCUGUUCAAUGUUGUCGAUGAAGAUAGCAGGGUGUUUGACAAGUUCAUGGCAGGUCAAGGGGCUGAUUUGCCAGCUAAUACAAAGAGAAGCAUGGCCGACUACUUCAAGCGGGUGGCUAUGAGAUUGGGAGCUCAGGCUAGAGAGAGGCGGGAAGCAGAGGGCGGCCAGGGUGGAUUGGGUCUGUCUAAUGACGAGCAAGAAGACGAAAAAGAGAUUUGGAGUGUUGGCAAGCUGGAAGUUGCUGUUUGUGCGUACCCAAGAAAUUCUGGCCACCGAAACCCCUCUCAGCCUCUUUAUCCAACCCUCACACCCAUCGAGGACCGGCCAUCACACCAAACGACAAUCAAGAUGGUCAACCUGCGAACUCAGAAGCGCCUCGCCGCGUCGGUCAUCGGCUGCGGCAAGCGCAAGAUUUGGCUGGAUCCUAAUGAGGCAGGCGAGAUCUCCAAUGCCAACUCUCGCCAGACGAUUCGAAAGCUCGUCACCGAUGGCCUCAUCAUCCGAAAGCCCGUCACCAUGCACUCGCGAAGCCGUGCCCGCGAGCUGAACCUGGCCCGAAGAGAGGGCCGACACCGUGGCUACGGUAAGAGAAAGGGUACUGCCGACGCCCGUAUGCCCAGCCAGGUCCUUUGGAUGCGCCGCAUGCGUGUCCUCCGCCGUCUCCUCGUCAAGUACCGCGCUUCUGGAAAGAUCGACAAGCACCUCUACCACGAACUGUACCACCUGAGCAAGGGUAACACUUUCAAGCACAAGCGUGCUCUAGUUGAACACAUUCACCGUGCCAAGGCUGAGAAGGCCCGUGAGCAGGCUAUCAAGGACGAGAUGGAUGCUAAGCGUGCGAAGACCAAGGCUGCCCGUGAGCGCAAGUUGGAGAGAGUGGCUGCUAAGCGAAAUGCUCUGAUGGCUGAGGAGUAA
Molecule: messenger RNA, 8679 nt
Organism: Metarhizium brunneum ARSEF 3297
Lineage: Eukaryota; Fungi; Ascomycota; Sordariomycetes; Hypocreales; Clavicipitaceae
Gene: GCN1
Product: eIF-2-alpha kinase activator GCN1
Biological process (GO): cellular response to amino acid starvation; regulation of translation
Cellular component (GO): cytosol
Molecular function (GO): protein kinase regulator activity
Source: RefSeq, a predicted model, not a curated record